This is a messenger RNA of Cajanus cajan (pigeon pea), 1770 nucleotides long. RefSeq lists its product as uncharacterized. Gene Ontology annotation, molecular function: serine-type exopeptidase activity; dipeptidyl-peptidase activity. Gene Ontology annotation, biological process: proteolysis. Lineage: Eukaryota; Viridiplantae; Streptophyta; Magnoliopsida; Fabales; Fabaceae. The record is from RefSeq and is a predicted model, not a curated record.
UCUCUUUUCAUUUUUUUCCUCUUUAAAAACACAUUUCAUCUGUAGGCACAGUUCAUCACAAAAAAAUAAUGGCAAUUGGUUCUCCCAUUCACUUCACAAUAAUACUAUUUUCUCUAUUUUCGGUGCCUGCAUUGGGCUAUACUUUUGCCCCCACCAUACCCAGAUUUCCUUCUUCAGCAAUUCGAGCAGACCUAAAACAACGUUCAGGUUCAACCCAAAAUGGGCUUUACAGAACAAAAUUCUUCACCCAAACACUCGAUCACUUCAGUUUUAAUCCCCAGAGCUACCAAACUUUUCAACAAAGAUAUCUCAUCAAUGAUACUUAUUGGGGUGGUGCCAAGAAGAAUGCUCCAAUCUUUGUCUACACAGGAAAUGAAGGCAACAUAGAAUGGUUCACACAGAACACAGGCUUUAUGUUCGAUAAUGCUCCUUCUUUUCAAGCCCUUUUGGUUUUUAUUGAGCAUAGAUUUUAUGGAAAAUCAAUACCAUUUGGGGGAAACAAGACGGUUGCAUAUGCAAAUUCAAGCACACUUGGGUAUCUGAGCUCCACGCAGGCAUUAGCUGAUUAUGCCACUCUCAUCAUUGAUCUGAAGAAGAAUUUGUCAGCAACUGAUUCCCCCGUUGUAGUGUUUGGAGGAUCCUAUGGAGGAAUGUUGGCGGCGUGGUUCAGGCUGAAGUAUCCACACGUUGCAAUUGGAGCUCUAGCAUCCUCUGCUCCAAUUCUCCAUUUCAUGAAUUUGGUUUCGCCAGAUAUCUUCUUAACCAUCGUCACACAAGACUUCCGGAAGGAGAGUGAGAAUUGUUACAAAGUGUUAAAGGGGUCUUGGAAGUUAAUAGGCGACACGGCUAUGAAACCCGGAGGACUGAAACUGCUACGGAAAGCAUUCAGAGUAUGCAAGAAUGACGAUUUUGGGGAAGGUUCUUUGAUAGGUUGGCUUCGGACGGCGUGGAUUUAUGCAGCAAUGACAGAUUAUCCCACGCCAUCCAAUUUCCUCAGUCCCCUACCGGCAUAUCCCGUAAAAAAGAUAUGCGAGGCCAUUGACAGCUCAGUGAGGAAAAAUAAUACAUUAGACAAGUUGUAUGCUGCAGCGAAUGUGUACUACAACUAUAGUGGCACUGCUUCGUGUUUCAAUUUGGACGACGAUUCAGAUCCUCACGAUCUUGGAGGAUGGCAAUGGCAGGCGUGUACGGAGAUGAUAAUGCCCGUAGGUGGAAGCAAUAAGGAGAGCAUAUUCCCAGAAUAUGAUUGGUCAUACCAAGACAGAGUCGAUGCCUGUUCCUUUUUCUACAACGUUACGCCAAGACCACAUUGGAUUACAACUGAGUUUGGUGGCCAUGCUAUUGAAAGAGUUCUCAAAAGGUCUGCCAGCAACAUUAUAUUCUUUAAUGGAUUAAAGGAUCCUUGGAGUGGCGGAGGGGUGUUAAAGAGUAUAUCAAAAACAUUAGUUGCUAUCGUUGCAAAAGAAGGAGCUCAUCAUGUAGACCUAAGGUACUCGAGUAAGGAAGAUCCGAAGUGGCUUAAAGAUGUUAGGAAACAGGAGUUAAAUAUCAUAACAAGUUGGAUCUCACAAUACUAUCGAGACCUAAAUUCCAAUUACUAAGGGGUUACAUUCUUCUCAUUCUUCUGGCAUUUGCAAUUGUUGUCAAAUGAAACAAAUAUAUAUAUUGGUUACAGAGAAUAAGAAGAAUAUAUAUAAGUACUAGUUAGUCAUAACAAUCUUGUUCUGUAAGCACUAGUUAGUAAUAACAAUCUUCUUCAUUUUCACUUUA